UGUUGUUUACUACAGGAUGAGCAAUAUCACAUCUCCUCCUGAGCAUUGUGAAAGACUUCUGGGGACACGUGUCCUGGUGGCUGCUGCGUACUCUGUGUAUUCGGUGUCUGGGACUUUGGCCAAUGUUCUGGUUAUCUACCUGGUCUGCUCGUUCAAGAAACUCAAGACAACUAGUAACGCGUUCAUUGUGAAUGGCUGCGUUUCUGAUCUUCUCGUCUGCGCAUUUUGGAUGCCUCAAGAAGCCAUAUUAAUUUCCACUGGUCGCCUGGAAAACCCUACUUACAGGGUAUUCAUGGAGGGGGUCUUUUUCCUUUGGAUGACAGUCUCCCUAUUAUCCCAUUCUCUCAUUGCAUUAAACCGUUUCGUGCUCAUCACCAAACUGCCAACAGUAUACCAUACGGUGUAUCAGAAGAGGAACACUGAGUGGAUGAUUGCCAUGGCGUGGGUAAUGCCUCUUGCAUUUUUACUUCCUUGGCUCUUUGGACAACGGUCUUAUGAAGUAAACCUUCAAUGCCCAAAACUUAGACUUUAUGUGUUUUGGGGCCAUGAGGUCCCAGCUUCCAGUUCGUACACUGCUAUCCUUUCUGCCGUCACAGUUUUAAGCCAAACAAUAAUCCUUUUUCAUUGUUACUUUCGCAUUUUCAGAAAAGUGCAGGUCAGCCUGAAGAGAGUGAGCGUUCUCAACUUCCAGGUGGUCCACAACCUGCCCUGCUCGUGCCCUCGUAAGGACAAACGCUUGGGUUUAUACGUGCUGAUUGUCUGUUGUGUUUUCACUGUGACCACAGAGCCCUUUGCAUGGUCAGUCAUCUAUGGCUUGUUCCAACCAUUACCGGGAAGUGUGGAGAUAGGCAGUUGGCUGUUGCUUUGUCUUCUGUUUGUGCUUAACCCCUUCAUCUACACCUGGAAAAAUGAAGAGUUUAGACGGUCCUUUCGAGCUGUAGUCGGGGGAGAGCUCUGGAAAAGCUCUGGAAACAGUGCUGAUCCUGGAGUACAAACAAUUUCCCAAAAUGAGUCCUAAGGUGUGCUUCAUGCAUGGUUGUACUGAUGUGCAUCUCAUCCUUUGGGACAAAUACAACACAGAAUCUCAGUAGAGCUUCUGAUUCACAAAUCGAAGCUUGUUCUUGACUAUGUACGGCUUCUGUUCUCCUCACUUUUGUAUUGAUGGUUUCUAUGGAAACGUACUGCAUUCAUCCCCUCUAAGCGCCAUGGGCCAGUGUAAAUUAGCCCUCGGUGGGCAACACAGAUUGAAAUUCUCACGGGGUAAUAUGUAUUAUUUGCAGGAGCUGUGGGUGAAGAAUUUCUGAGAAAAAAGCAUUCCACUUCAGUAAACAGACUGUUUAUUAAUUUUGCCAAAAGAAAAAAAAUGAGCUUCACAAUAUGUGAGUUUUUUUUUUUAUAGAGCCAGCAUUAAAAAUCACAGAGAAUUAGAAUGUCUGUGUGACAGGAACAGACAGCAUGAGAGAUACAUUCUGUAGGAAGAUCAAUUCUUCUGACUGAAAUGUUCUAAUAAAAAACAUUGAAGAUAUUGCUGUGGAAAUAUUGAAUAGUGGACAAUAUCUGGAAAAAGAUGUCCAUUCUAUACCACCUAAACAUGCCUUAAAGGGGUUAUCCAACCGCUAUAAUGACCCCCCCAAUGACCGGGCCCCUCAUAUACAUUAUACUUACCUGCUCCCCGACACCUGCGUUGCUCUGGACGACCGCCACUGCAUCUCUCUAAUUUCACCCGGAGAUGCAGUGGCAGCCGUGCAGGGACCCGGAGGGUCGAAGGUGCUGGAGAUCAGGUAAGUAUAAUGUAUACGAGGGGCCCGGGCAUUAAAGGGGUUGGAUAACCCCUUUAAGAUUUGGUGCAUCUGGAAAAUGCAACAUACAUAAUCUACUGAUGUGAACAGAUGCUUACCCAUGCUUUCUGAUAGCUUCUUAGAACUAAACACAAAAGAGCAGUAUUGGAGUUGUCCGAGUUAUGAAAAUAAAAAAUAUAUAGCACUGUAAAUCUGAUGGG
Bufo bufo (common toad) is the source of this 1999-nucleotide messenger RNA. RefSeq names its product G protein-coupled receptor 88 (gene GPR88). The coding region runs from base 17 to 1018 and encodes 333 amino acids. Lineage: Eukaryota; Metazoa; Chordata; Amphibia; Anura; Bufonidae. The record is from RefSeq and is a predicted model, not a curated record. Gene Ontology annotation, biological process: G protein-coupled receptor signaling pathway. Gene Ontology annotation, cellular component: membrane. The transcript has a single exon. Gene Ontology annotation, molecular function: G protein-coupled receptor activity.